Molecule: messenger RNA, 398 nt
Organism: Sodiomyces alkalinus F11
Lineage: Eukaryota; Fungi; Ascomycota; Sordariomycetes; Glomerellales; Plectosphaerellaceae
Exons: 1
Coding region: 95-358 (87 amino acids)
Source: RefSeq, a predicted model, not a curated record
AGAGGAACAUCAAGAUGAUCGAACGGGGUAGACGAUGGUUGAUAUACCUACACAUAAGGUAAGGUACCUUACACAUCCACAUGGGCCUUGAAGCAUGAACCGCCAGGAACUUCUCCCUACAGUCUCAAUCUCAGCAUUGGAACGCUUUCAACUGGUCGUGGAAAUGUCGCAAGAUUCCUGCGGCCGAGACCAAUGCGUUCCACGCGCCCUGCAUUCCAACCCGAAGCGGAACCACAGAAAGAAUGUACGAAUACCUAAAGUAACCACCAACCAGCGUCCGCAUCGUCCGCCCAAGGUACCUUAUCCUUUCUCCUCUGCCUGUCUCCGGACAACGGGGGGAAAUCGUCCAAGCGUCUGAUGCGACUGGAACUUAUCCCUUUCGGGGUGAUCCAAACACA